Chenopodium quinoa (quinoa) is the source of this 669-nucleotide messenger RNA. Its product is annotated as glutamic acid-rich protein-like. The coding region runs from base 1 to 669 and encodes 222 amino acids. The transcript has a single exon. The record is from RefSeq and is a predicted model, not a curated record. NCBI's taxonomy places the organism in Eukaryota, Viridiplantae, Streptophyta, Magnoliopsida, Caryophyllales, Amaranthaceae.
AUGGGUAGCACAAAUAGCAUGGCUACUUCGGGGAAGGUCUUUGCACCUCCAAUCUGGAGACCAAAUGAGGCUAAGUCACAGGAACAGAAUGUUGCAAGCUUUUGGCUGUAUGUUACUAAUAUGACAAAGCAGAUGAACAGUCAUCUGGAAUUUUUACAACAAGAAAUUUCAAAUGGGGAGAGUAAAAGAGAAAAAAAAGAAUCAAGCAACAAAAGAAAACAAGGAAUUGAGAGGGAUGGAUGUGGAGAAUGGCCUGUUAUCAUUGUUAAGUUAGACAUUGAUGAAGCCAAAACAAAAAGUAAGAAAGGUGGUGAGACAAAAGAUGGUGGAGAGGAAUGUAAGGAAAAAUAUGAGACCAAGGAAGAUGCUGAGAAGGAAGUAGGGGAGCUAGAAGAGGAAGGUGAAGAAUCUGAAGAAGAAGAUGAAUCUGAAGAAGAUGACGAGACUGAUGAAGAUGGUGAAAGUGAUAUGAAUUCUGAUUCUGAGACUGAGAGCGAGGAAAAAGUGGCUGUAGACCUAGAGGAUGUGUCAUUUGAAUUUGAGAGCAAUGACUACAACAAUGAUGAUGAUGGUGAUAGUGGUUCGGCCUCUGAUUUUGGGAACUGUCAGGAUGCAAAGCACAAAACAAGCGAAGACUCUUCUAUGUUUUAUAUGAAAAUUUCUGACUAA